AUGGACGACGCAGCAGAGGCUCCGAAUGCCACGCUAAAGGAGACUGGAAAUGCAACAGGAGAGCAGAAUGCAGACUCGGGAGAAGAAGAUCAGAUGCUCGACUGGUCAAAACUCGCUCCUAAGCCAUCAAAAGCAAGUAGGGCACUCCCAAAACGCGGGGAAAAGGCGUUUGAACCCAUUGCCGCUGGUCCUUCUGCCUACCAAAAGCACACACUCGAAAAGGCGAGAGAGGCCAUGUAUACCGCUCUAUCGGCACAAAGAGAGAUUCAGACAAAGCGUCUAAGCCAAGCAAUCUGGAUCCCUUCAUUAUACCGAGCGCACGUCGUGGACAGCCGUGGCGUCGUCUUUGUUUCCUUGGGGUCCUACGUGAGGAGACCCGAGACGCCACAUAAACGCCUCGAGUUGCUACCAGAGGAGAUACUCUACAUGGUCGAGCGUGGUUCAAUGCUCUGUUGGAAGGAAUCAGCUGCUCUUGCUGCGUCAACCUAUGAGAAGGACGGAGAUGAUCAGAUUCAACUCAUCGGCGAGCCCAUGAGUGCCCAGCAGUGCUUCACGGAAAUGCUUGGAAAGGGCCGAGUCUCGAUGGAGCAAUACCAGGUCUAUGCCUACCUCAAGCGCUUUGGAUACACUGUCCGUCGAGCGCAACCACUGCCAGAGUCAGAAUAUGUGGUUUUUCAACACCCUCUGCAAAAGGUAUCUUUAUGGCAAAGGAUAUCACUGCGUAUCUCGACACUUUUGGCGCUCAUUUCUCGGUUCCUUUCUGGAGACUGGUGGACCAGAUUUCAUCCUGGCAUAAUGAGUAGCUUGCACAAGGAUGCUCACUAUCCGUCCAUUUUCAAUCGCCUACGCAUUCGUCCUCAUCCUGGCCCUGUACAUCAAGUAACGAAAACCUCACCAUAUCAAGUAUUUUUCCAUGUAUGGAAACCCGAAACGGCAUGGAAUAGGACGCAACCUACAAGACCCGACUUCGAAAUCGUCGUCGUCAACGCAAGAACGACUUCAUUUCCAACCAUAUUUGAUCUGACUGCCCUCUACGACGAACUUCCUACAGUGCCACCGCUGUUGAACAACGCACCGAUCAGACGUCACGCUACACAACGCUGGAGCUUUGGGGUAUUCUCGUCGCUUCGAAGUUAUUUGUGGCCCACAGUUGACAAGCGGGUCAACGUGUUCGGUACACUCAAAGCUGGCAAAAACACGGUGAUUCUUGCUGUAGUUGACGCGGGUACUAUGAGUAUGUAUCGUUUCAAUCAGGGUUGCUUCGAAGAUUGGCCAAUGAUUUGA
Serendipita indica DSM 11827 is the source of this 1284-nucleotide messenger RNA. The record is from the annotation of a GenBank genome assembly. Lineage: Eukaryota; Fungi; Basidiomycota; Agaricomycetes; Sebacinales; Serendipitaceae.